This is a messenger RNA of Melampsora larici-populina 98AG31, 1428 nucleotides long. RefSeq lists its product as uncharacterized. The transcript has 7 exons. Lineage: Eukaryota; Fungi; Basidiomycota; Pucciniomycetes; Pucciniales; Melampsoraceae. Bases 1 to 1428 code for a protein of 475 amino acids. The record is from RefSeq and is a predicted model, not a curated record.
AUGGCCAACAACCAGUCCACUAGUCGAGUAACCCGUAGUGCUAGAGGAGAGGCUGUAGAAGAGGGAACGGUUAUCCUCGCACCCCCCUCUUCAAACACCACCGUGCCACCCGCGGCUCCAGCGGAUGAAUUGGAAGGCACAGAUGAUCCAAUCGACGAUCAGUUGGACGGUGAAGAAGGAGUGAAAGGUGAAGAGGAGGAGGAGGAUCAAGAAUCUCAAGAGGAGGAUUCAGAGGACGACACGUACAACGCAGAGGACAACUAUGGAAGUCCCGAUUCUUCAUCUUCAGAUGACUCUUCAGGUGCACAAAUGUCCAUCGAAGCAAUCGAUAAGAUGAUUGCGAAGGCUCUUAGAGCGAAGGAAAAGGCAAAGGCCCUCUUAGCAAAAGAGAAAGCCCCUCCUAGAGACAGGAAGACAGUGACUAAACAUGGGAAACAAGCAUGGUCCUCAAAGAUCAAGUCUUCCACCAACAAGAAGAGGAUCAAGAAAGAAAACGGCAUUCGUUUUCAAGAGGGAGCCCCUUGCAAAUCGUCCCUUCCUACUCUCCAACCUUAUUGGGGAGAAGCGAUGAAGAACCUGUCUGAUAAUGUCCCUCUUACCGUUCUGAACCCAACGUUUGUGCAAAAGGACAAGGUUGAAAGUAGGAAAAACCAACCCGCCACUUCUUCAUCUAAGAAUAAUCGUAACCGAGGUCUCACUCCCCCAUCCGAAUAUGCAAUGACUUUCGGAGAAUGGGUAGAUGGUAUCACCUUGUUGAGAAAGUACCUGAAGAAGAUGUAUAACUUCUUGAUCUUGUCCGAUCAACUGAAGGGUCAUGUUAAACAUGUCAAAGACAUCAAGGACGCUACGGAAUGUUGGAUGGUUGCGCUCCGGUAUGAUAUCUUGUUUAGAGAGCAACUGUUUGGUCAUAGGGGUAAAGGAGUCCCAGUCCCGGAUGCUAGUAUCUACGUGGAAAGUAUUGAGAGAGCGGCGAAGGAGAAAGCGACUCGGCAUGGUGAACUCACUUCGGGGAAUGAGAAUCCAUACGCUAAAGGAGCUCGAUUCGAGCAUCGUGAUCCUAUCACGGGCAUUUGGGAAGAAUCAUCUACCACUCUGGCCAAGAAGCGGAAACGCUCCUCAACCCGACUGAACUCGUCAUCUGGCCACAGGCGAGCCCCCCGCUUACCUAGAGCUCCUCGUCUCCCAGACAUCAUCGAGAUGCUCCCACCCUUACGGAGAGAUCAAGCUUCCGAUGUUCGUCAAACCAAUAACAGAGGAACAGUCCGAAGGGGUAGAGGUGGAACAUCAAGUGGUAGAGGAAGAACUCGCCAACAUGUUCAAUAUGGAAUUUUGAUGUUUUACUUUGGCAACCAAUCCCUUUUAGACCCACAUAAUUCGCUAGUUGAAAUGCGAUCUCCCCCUGCACAAUGUCCCUUCGGAAAUGUAUGA